This is a messenger RNA of Oryzias melastigma (Indian medaka), 3132 nucleotides long. RefSeq names its product basic proline-rich protein. Bases 149 to 2581 code for a protein of 810 amino acids. The transcript is spliced from 5 exons. The record is from RefSeq and is a predicted model, not a curated record. NCBI's taxonomy places the organism in Eukaryota, Metazoa, Chordata, Actinopteri, Beloniformes, Adrianichthyidae.
AGCUUCUUGUCAUUUGGAGCAGGUCCACCUGCAGUGCGGCGCACCUGCACCUGCCGCAGAGAACUCUCACCUGCGUGUUUCUCCGGAUUUACCUGCCCCAGACGAUGAGUCUUUGAUCUGCAGGAGAAGACAAACCAGAAGAGCAACGAUGAAGAAAAGGUCGCUGAACCUUCUGGGCCGGAAGAGCGAGUCCCUGUUCGGCCCCAGCGUGGAGGUGGAGGACCGAGAUAACGUGGAGUUGUGGCUAGCUCCUUCUGCAAUACCCGAGUCGGGGAUGGCCAGUGUUCGGGCCAGACCCACAGUCAAGCAUCUCCCUUCCUCGAUGGAAAGUUUUCACGGAUUCGCCGUCCCAACUCCCACCGUCCCUGUCCUGCCCCCUGCCAGCGGUCCUAAGGUCAACGGCUCAGUGACCAAAGAUCAGAUGCCCAACGGGUCGGUUCUGUCCGGACCUUCUCUCUCCCCGAGUGAAGCAUUUGUUCCUCCUCCUCCAUCAAUGGCACCUCCACCUCCUCCUCCUUCUGUGGCACCUCCAGCUCCUCCUAAUGUUUUCGUCCCGCCUCCACCCGACUUUCUGGGCGACCUCAACACUCUGGACAUGGCAGCCCUUCAACCUCCGUCAAUGCCUGCACCAAACCCUCCUUUCACUCCACCAGCCACGAAGGAGGAGGAUUUGUCCCUCCUAAAGCCACCUCCCAUGGCCCCACCGAAGCCUCCAUCCACCAGCUCCACUGGCUCUUCAUCUUCUAGACCUCCCUCUGUCCCCAUUUCAAAGGAUCCACCACUCGUCUCACCACAGCCGCCUGCAGAGAGGCAACACAAGUCGUUCAAGACUCCGCCUCCGAAACCUUUAAGAACAUCGUCGGCCUUCAGCUUCGACUCCCCACCGCACACUCCUGCACCAACACCCCCCCACCGCACAGCCACCGUCUCCACCUUCAAUCCCCAAACCACUGCCAAGGUUUAUGACAUUCCAAAGACCACGUUUCUCAAAGACAGUGAGGAUCACAGCGCUACUAAGCCCAAGCACAUGCUGAUCCUUGAGGACCCUGAAUCUGGAGCCCCCGUUACUGUGCUUGUGAGUGGAGACAAAAAGGCCCCCGCAGUCGCGACACCCCCCACCAAACCAGUUCCUAAAGAUGAGGAGAAGAAGUUAGAACCCAUCCCGCCUCAGGCUCCUCUGCCUGAGACUCACAAGGAGCCCAAAACAAACACCGUGUCGAGUCAGUCCGAGACCCCUAAACCGCCGGAGUCUCCAAAGCUUCAGCGAGUGACCAACGUUCAGCUUCAGACCGGUCCAAAUCAAAGCCGCCAUGUCAGUCCAAUCCUGGAUCGUAAACUCCGGAAUCUGAAGGCCAAUGAAAUCCCAGGAGCACGAGAGAACUCCUCCUCAUCUUCAUUGUCUCCAUUAGCUCUCCUACAAGCAGCCAAGGAAAGAGAGAGACUCCGAACAAGUCAGCCUUUGUCACGGGAGAGCAGCACCAAGAGCGAGGCGUCCAGCUCUCACCGGAGCUCCUCCCCUUCAGGGUCCUUCACUGUCACCCCAGCAGCGGAAUCGUCUUCUCCAGCUCCUGUGAGAGUGUUGGACAGGACAAAGCCUGCACAAAUUCAGACUCCAGAAAAACCCAAAAGUCCUGCGCCAUUCCGGGAACUUGUGCCUUCGUCCACUCCGGCCCCCAACAGACCCACAGCAUCUUCACCGGUGUUACCUGAGCAGAAGCCGAGUCCAGCCCUCGACCCCGCAGACCCCCCAACCGAGGAGCUGAAUAUCCCCCUGCUGCCCCCGCCCCCAGAGUUUGAUGAUUUCAGCGAUGUAACCCAGCCUCCCCCUGCUGUUUGCCCACCUGAUCCACCAGUGAAGAAAAAUACAUCAGUUGUGGCUUCUCCAACCCCAGUCCCCGGACCUCCUUCCAAAACUGCUCCCUCUGCAAAUCCACCACCUCCUCCAAACACUGCACCUCCUGCAAAUCCACCACCUCCUUCCAAAACUGCUCCCUCUGCAAAUCCACCACCUCCUCCAAACACUGCACCUCCUGGAAAUCCACCACCUCCUCCAAAAACUGCUCCCUCUGCAAAUCCACCACCUCCUCCAAACACUGCACCUCCUGCAAAUCCAGCACCUCCUCCUCCUCCAACGCUCCCACGUCCUGACAAACACGUCAAACCAAAGCCUCAAGUCCAGACAAAGCCCAAACUGGAGCACAGUCAGCUCCCGACCGCUCAGUCUCCCAGCCAGGCAACUCUAGUCAGCAUAUUACAAAGGAAGAUGUUGGAGAUGGACCAGAAGAUGACCCCGGUGAAGAUGGCCGAGCCCACCGACGACUGGGUCACCAGUCCAAAUGAGGACGACAAAAAGAUCCCUGUAGUGGCCAGAGCCAAGCCCCAGAACCAAAGCACCCCUGUUCCCGGCAAAGCAACUACUCUGGACAUGAAGGAGCUGGAGAACAAAGUGGUGAAAAAAUACCAGAGCAGCAAAGCUCCUACCAGCAACGGGCCGCAGUUCAAACAGCAGUACGGCAAGACCUUCAACAUCCGGCCUGGAACCAAACAGCCCAUAACACUCGUUACUAACGGGGACACUUAGGGACCUCCCGAGUGAGCUUUUCAUUUUCUUAAAUCAUGUGCUGUGUAGAGGUAUUGUAGGGUUGUAAAUGUAAAAUACAAUAAUGUACAGUCUCAUGACUAAACGUCCUUCUGCUGUUACAUGUGUGAUAUUUAAGUUUUCUGACACAAAUCUGUUCCUCACAUUUACUGAUCUGAAGCUUCAUGUUGCUCUUCUGCAGUGGCUUUUUUAAAUAAAUGUAGCUAUACAUGUAUAUUUGAGCUUGUAUGAUAGUUAAUAAAAAUAGUUUUAUGAACAUUAUUGUGUUUAUUAGUUUGAUUGUGUAAAGUAAUCUACUGUUCUACUGCAAACCUACUAAUCUACUGCAAACUACUGUUCUUCUUUAUCAUUCUUUUUCUUUUUCUUCUUAUUCCUCUGGACGUUUUUUGUCUGCUUUUAACUUCUGCAAUUUUUUUGUUUUUCUGCAAUUCAACAAAACUGUUGCAAUUUCUACCAUUCAAAUCCAAACUUUCUGCAGACAUAACUUCUGCAUUCUUUAUGCUAUUCUAAAAAUUCAAACCUACUUGUUGCCU